Molecule: messenger RNA, 4059 nt
Organism: Acanthopagrus latus (yellowfin seabream)
Lineage: Eukaryota; Metazoa; Chordata; Actinopteri; Spariformes; Sparidae
Product: homeobox protein orthopedia B-like
Exons: 3
Coding region: 2183-3166 (327 amino acids)
Biological process (GO): regulation of DNA-templated transcription; neuron differentiation
Molecular function (GO): DNA binding; DNA-binding transcription factor activity, RNA polymerase II-specific
Source: RefSeq, a predicted model, not a curated record
ACGUGUUUUUAAUUUUAUUUAUUGUUAAAAAAUAUAUUAUUUCAUCCAAUUGGAUUCACACAGUAAAUCGCAUACGGACCUUAAAAUAACCCUGAAUUAGAAUAAAAUUACCACAAUUUAUUAAAAUUAUUCCCGAUUUAUCCAUUGUAUUUUUGUACAUUUUGUGUAACAGCAGCUAAUAUUAUUAGAAAAAAAUAAAUAAAUAAAACAUGAUCUCUGACCUUAAUGUGCUGAGUACAUUUCAACAAUACAGUAGUUAUUUACUUAUUUACGUCACAGUAGUCUCCAUACUUACACUAAUAGUAAAUAAAACAGCUUCCAACGCAUACAGACCGUCUCUCCAGGCUCAAGCUCCUCACACACACACACACACACACACACACACACACACACACACACACACACACACACACACACACACACACAGGUCUGGCCUUCACACAACUCCCACCACAGAGUCCCUGUCCUGUCCUCUCUCCUGGUUUACACGUCUGAAUAAAACGAGUCGAGGCGCUGCUGCUGCUGCUGCUGCUGCUGCUGCUGCUGCUGCUGCUGCUGCUGCUGCUGCUGCUGCUGCUGCUGCUGAUUGCUUCUCCUGAACCUCCGGGAGCUGGUCACAGCUUUCCUCAUCUCAGUGGACCAUGCACCAGUCCAUUUCCUAAAGUUUUCACGCUGUGCCACAUAUAGGCUACUUCCCUGCGCCCCCGGCAGAUUGCGGCCGAGGAGCAUAAAAGAUGAGCUGCCUAUAGCCCGCUACGUGGUGGAGAGGACUCCUCGCUCGGACGCCUCCUUUGUGCGGCUGCGGAGAAACCUAUUUAGUCCCAGGCGGUGGUCUAUUCACCAGGCUCACCCUGACAUCUGCCAAAAGCCCUCUCUAACCAGCACUGUCUGGAGGAGUAGGAGUGGAGCGCAGAUCAAUGGCUGUCCUGUUAAUUGUAUAAUAGACCUACUUAUGGACCCCUGCUAAAGGGGAACAAUCGUUUAGGGUCCAGCACGUCUGAUUCUGUUUCAACCAAACAGGCCUAAAUACCUUUAAUUGCGCCCGCGUUGAUGAAAAGUCGAUGGGAGUUAAAGCGGCCGAUCACUAGCAGAGCUUAAAUCCAUCUGUACUCGUUUAUUUAUUUAUUUCCCCGAUUUGUCUCCACAAAUCACCUGCCAUGGGGGAAUGGGGAGCGAUAUUCGUUUUGUUUGUGAUCCAAGGACGGGGGAGGGAAGUGGGGCUGAAAGGGGAGAGACCCGGCGCAUAGAAGGCUCCUCGUCUCUUAUUUGUUUGUGUUAUGAAUUAAAUCCACACAGAAUCACAUUCAGUCUGAUAUCACACUCAGUCAUAACAGCAGCAAAAAAGAAAAAGAAAGAAAGAGACAACAAACCCCCUUCUCCAAAUAUCCAAAGAGUAAUCAGCUUGAAAAUUGUUUUAAUUUAAAGACUUUUUCGUUAAUUUGCGAAAUGAAUCCUCCCUCUCUGUUUGUAAACGGGCUAAUUGACACAGUCCAGUGGUUUGAAAAUUGAGAUUUUGAUACGGCUAAUUAUUUAAUGGCGACGCAUUUGCUGUGCGCUUUUUCUAUCUCCUAAUAAAUAAAUAAAUAAAUAAAUAAAUAAACAGCCUCUGCAGAAAUCAGAGCUCGCCUCUGAUAUUUAAAUUAUUAUUUAUUAUUAUUCUUUUUACACGUAUACCUCCACAAACAGGAGUCCUGUCAUGGGCACGGGGCUGCGCCAGAUUAAACAAACACAUUAAGAUGUUUAACGUGGAAUAAUUUAAGCAUGAAAAGCUAAUAAAUCAGAGGACGGAAUGGCAGAGGAUUGAAUUGAAUUGUAGUGUUUUGGUGCGCGUUUGUGUCUGUGCGUGUGUAUGUGUGCGUAAAAGAGAAGAAAAAAUAAAAGAAGGGGAAGAAGAAGGAGAGGGAGAAGAAGAAGAAGAAGAAGAAGAAGAAGAAGAAGAGGGGGGGAGUCACGCCGCUGACAUUUCCAAGCUCCCUCUCUGAUUGGCUCUUAUUUGAGGAAGCUCACGGGUUCUUUCAACUAAUAAGCGCCUCCCCGUCGCUCUAAAGGACAUUAUAAUGCAAGGGACCUCCUUUUUUAACCACAAACCGAAUUUUCGUUCAUUUAGACGAUAUAUACGUUUUAAAUUGCCCCAAAGUUGUCGGGUUUUUUUGGAGCGCAUUUCGCCCUGGAGCGGUACGCGAUGCUUUCUCACGCCGACCUGCUGGAUGCUCGGCUCGGUGAGUUGUCAUCACUAAACUCCGGCCCUAAACUCCAGUGGAUGAAAGAUGCCGCAGAGCUGCUCGGACACCGAGAGGCUCUGAAGUGCCGGCUGGGCGGCGGCGUGCCAGACCAGGGGCAUCCGGGAGACAUGGCCCCUGGUUCGGACUCUGUCGAGGGGACCACUCUGCUGCCGGGAGAAGACAUCGCCACGGUGGGAUCCAACUCUGCCGUCAUGCCGGUGAACGGGAAGGAGCAGGAGAAGCAGCAGCAGCAGCAGCAGCAGCAGCAGCCGCAGCAGAGCUCCGGUCAGACCGCCAACCAGAAGCAGAAGCGGCACAGGACGCGCUUCACUCCGGCGCAGCUCAACGAGCUGGAGCGCAGCUUCGCCAAGACCCACUACCCUGACAUCUUCAUGAGGGAGGAGCUGGCGCUGAGGAUCGGCCUCACCGAGUCCAGAGUUCAGGUUUGGUUCCAGAACAGACGCGCCAAGUGGAAGAAGAGGAAGAAGACCACCAAUGUGUUCCGCGCCCCGGGGACGCUGCUGCCAACGCCGGGCCUGCCACAGUUCUCUGCCGCGGCCGCCAUGGAGAACAGCCUGUGCUCCUUCCACGCCAACGACUCUCGCUGGGCCACGGGGAUGCCGGGAGUGUCCCAGCUGCAGCUUCCGCCGGCCCUCGGUCGUCAGCCGGGCAUGCAGGGACUGUCACAGUGCAGUCUGGGUCCGGGCCCGCCACCAAACUCCAUGGGUCUCUCCAACGGCCUGUCCUCCAACGGCUCCGGUCUGCAGUCCCACCUCUACCAGUCGCCUUUCCCCGGAAUGUCGGCCUCUCUCUCCGGCCCCACGAACGUAACGGGCUCCCCUCAGCUGUGUAGCUCCCCGGACAGUGACAUGUGGAGAGGGACAAGCAUCGCGUCACUGCGGCGCAAAGCGCUGGAGCACACAGUGUCCAUGAGUUUCACUUAGUUGACUUUUCACCAACAUCCCCCCUUCUCCUCCAAACCCCCCUCCUCUAUCAACCCCAAACUGCGGCUCUUUUUUUUUUCUCCUUCUGUUUUUAUUCCCGCUAUUUAGAUCAAAACGAGAGAACGAGCGAGCUAAUCAGGCCUGAAAUGUGAGGAGACUGUGUGUGACUGCAUCUAUACGUACAAAAAGAAAAAGGACAACUCUGAUGGGACACACGGAGGAAAAAAAAUAACUUGGGUUUGGGGGGGUUAUUUAUCUUGUUAAUUCAAAAAGGAUUUUAUCGACUAUUGAUGAUAAAUACUAUUGUAAUGAUCUCUAGACUAUAGGCCCCCAACUACCGGGAGCCAAACAAUCGUCGUAUUUGCGUUUUCACUGAGUGUGUCUUUACGCACACGUGUUAUUGUGUUCAGGUGAAGUUGUGUUAUGUCAAACGGUUAUUUAUAAGAUUGGGUAUACAUUUUUGGUGACAGCCUACCACACACGCACCACACUUGUAGGUGGGCCUAUUGAACCGGGUCUCGGGGCAUGCACUGUGCAUGUGGAUUUAAACGCUUUGGAUAAUUUAAGGAGUAAAACGGUGCCCACUCAGAUCCAAAGAGGUACUUCUGCUCGGCGGCCACAGUCUCGUCUGCAUGAGACUGAAGAGGAGGAGGAAGAAGAGGAAGAAGAAGAAGAGAAAAAAGAAAUACAAUGAUCUUUCAGUAGGCCUACUCUGUUUUAGGAUGUUUUGUGUAGAUGAAACAUUCUCGCUAUGUACCCGCUGGUCUUUUUUGUGACAUGUUUUAACUUAUUGUAUGUGCUAUUACUUGACACAUUUCUUAAAUGUUUGAUCUUACAUCGGAAAAAUGCACCACAUUGACGGGUUUGUACCAAUUUAAAAAUGAAGAAACAAA